AUGAUGCCCCAGGCCCAGGCAGUCUGCUCCCUGUUCCUUCUGCUGCAGACCCUGGCUGAGCCCACUCUAAACCCCGACUUCCACCUGGCUGGGGACUACCUGCUGGGUGGCCUCUUCUCUCUCCAUGCCAACAUGAAGGGCAUCGUCCACCUCAACUACCUGCAGGUGCCCAAGUGCAAGGAGUACGAGAUGAAGGUGAUAGGCUACAACCUGAUGCAGGCCAUGCGCUUCGCGGUGGAGGAGAUCAACAACCACAGCCGCCUGCUGCCGGGCGUGCUGCUGGGCUACGAGAUGGUGGACGUCUGCUACAUCUCCAACAACAUCCAGCCCGUGCUCUACUUCCUGUCCCAGGAGGGCUACUUCCUGCCCCUCCGGGAUGACUACAGCAGCUAUGUGCCCCGUGUGGUGGCCGUCAUCGGCCCUGACAACUCGGAAUCCACCAGCACUGUGGCCCACUUCCUCUCUCUCUUCCUCCUUCCUCAGAUCACCUACAGCGCCAUCAGCGAUCAGCUGCGCGACAAGCUGUUCUUCCCCGCGGUGCUGCGCACGGUGCCCAGCGCCGAGCAUCAGAUCAGGGCCCUGGUGCAGCUGAUGCUGCGCCACGGCUGGAACUGGAUCGUCCUCCUGGUGAGCAGUGACGACUAUGGCCGCGAGAACGGGCAGCAGCUCAGCGAGCAGCUGGCGGACCGGGGCAUCUGCAUCGCCUUCCAGGAGUCGCUGCCCACGCCGCAGGCCAACCUGGUGGUGGAGGCGCCGGAGCGCCAGCGCCUGGAGUCCGUCGUGGCCAAGCUGCGGCAGAGCUCGGCGCGCGUCGCUGUCCUGCUCGCGCCGGACCUGACCUUACACAACUUCUUUGGCGAGGUGCUGCGCCAGAACCUCACGGGCAUGGUGUGGCUCGCCUCCGAGUCCUGGGCCAUCGACCCGGUGUUGCACAACCUCACCGAGCUGCACCGCACGGGCACCUUCCUGGGCGUCACCACGCCGAGCGUGCCCAUCCCGCGCUUCAGUGAGUUCCGCGUGCGCCGCGCCCAGGCGGGGCCGCCCGCGCCCAACCAGACCAGCCCGCCGGCCACCUGCAACCAGGAGUGCGACACUUGCCUGGACGCCGCCCGGUCCUUCAACGCCAUCCUCACGCUCUCCGGCGAGCGCGUGGUCUACAACGUGUACGCCGCAGUUUACGCCGUGGCCCACGCUUUGCACAACCUCCUGAGAUGCAACCAGACCGGCUGCUCCAAGGAGGCGGUGCACCCUUGGAAGCUACUCCAGGAGCUCUGGAAGGUCAACUUCACCCUCCUGGGCCACCAGAUCUUCUUCGAUGAGCAGGGAGACCUGCCCAGGGGCCUGGAGAUCAUCCAGUGGCGAUGGGACCUGAGCCAGAACCCCUUCCAGAGCGUUGCCUUCUACCACCCCAGGCAGGAGCAGCUGGUGCCCCUCUCCCCCAUCAUCUGGAACACGCCUAACAACACGAUCCCCUUGUCCGUGUGCUCCAAGAGCUGCCAGGCCGGCCAGAGGAAGAAGCCCGUGGGCAUCCACCCCUGCUGCUUUGAGUGCCAUGACUGCCUCCCUGGCUCCUUCCUCAAUCAGUCAGCUGACGAAUUGGAUUGCCAACCCUGCCCGAAGUACCAGUGGUCCCACAGGAACAGCAUCUCCUGCUUCAAGCAGCGCCUGGCCUUCCUCGAGUGGCAGGAGGCGCCCACCAUCGCCGUGGCCGCGCUGGCCGUGCUGGGCUUCCUCAGCACGCUGGCCAUCCUGGUCAUCUUCUGGAGACACUUCCGGACCCCGCUGGUCCGCUCGGCCGGGGGCCCCAUGUGCUUCCUGAUGCUGACGCCGCUGCUGGCAGCCUUCCUGGCGGUGCCUGUGUACGUGGGGCCGCCCACGCUCCUCACCUGCCUCUGCCGCCAGGCCCUCUUCACCCUCUGCUUCACCGUGGUCAUCUCCUGCAUCACCGUGCGCUCCUUCCAGAUUGUCUGCAUCUUCAACAUGGCGCGCCGCCUCCCCCGGGCCUACGGCUACUGGGUCCGCUACCACGGGCCCUAUGUCUUCGUGGCCGUCGCCACGGCGCUCAAGGUGGUCAUGGUGGCGGGCAACCUGGUGGCCACGUCCGUCAUCCCCACCAUCCGCACGGACCCCGAUGACCCCAAGAUCAUGAUCCUCACGUGCAGCCCGAACCACAGCAAAGGCCUGCUGUUCAACACCAGCCUGGACCUGGUCCUCUCGGUGCUGGGUUUCGGCUUCGCCUACGUGGGCAAGGAGCUGCCCACCAACUAUAACGAGGCCAAGUUCAUCACCCUGAGCAUGACCUUCUACUUCAUCUCCUCCAUCUCCCUCUGCACGUUCAUGUCAGUCUACCAGGGGGUGCUGGUCCCCUUCAUGGACCUCUCUGUGACCGUGCUCAACCUCUUGGGGAUCAGCCUGGGCUACUUUGGUCCCAAGUGCUACCUGAUCCUCUUCUACCCCGAGCGCAACACGCCAGCCUACUUCAGCAGCAUGAUCCAGGGCUACACGAUGAGGAAGGAGUAG
Molecule: messenger RNA, 2520 nt
Organism: Echinops telfairi (small Madagascar hedgehog)
Lineage: Eukaryota; Metazoa; Chordata; Mammalia; Afrosoricida; Tenrecidae
Gene: TAS1R2
Product: taste 1 receptor member 2
Exons: 7
Coding region: 1-2520 (839 amino acids)
Biological process (GO): G protein-coupled receptor signaling pathway; sensory perception of sweet taste
Cellular component (GO): membrane; sweet taste receptor complex
Molecular function (GO): G protein-coupled receptor activity; sweet taste receptor activity
Source: RefSeq, a predicted model, not a curated record